Molecule: messenger RNA, 3695 nt
Organism: Charadrius vociferus (killdeer)
Lineage: Eukaryota; Metazoa; Chordata; Aves; Charadriiformes; Charadriidae
Gene: SEC24C
Product: SEC24 family member C
Exons: 23
Coding region: 33-3497 (1154 amino acids)
Biological process (GO): COPII-coated vesicle cargo loading; intracellular protein transport; endoplasmic reticulum to Golgi vesicle-mediated transport
Cellular component (GO): COPII vesicle coat; endoplasmic reticulum exit site
Molecular function (GO): zinc ion binding; SNARE binding
Source: RefSeq, a predicted model, not a curated record
GCAGGUGAGAUUAGUUUGGGGAUGUGAAUACAAUGAGUGUAAACCAGCAAGCUCACACAGGGCCUCCUUACGGGCAACCUCAGCCUGGAUAUCAGGGAUACCAGCAGCCGGCCUAUGGAGGACAGCCAUUGCCAGGGGUUCCUCAAUCGCAAUAUGGAGCUUAUAAUGGUCCGAUGCCAGGAUAUCAACAGCCAGUCCCUCCACAAGGUUACUUUCCUUCCUUGGGGUUCCCUUCGAAGGGCUCUCCUGUAUCUCUCAACUCUGACACUUCUUCUCUUGCACCUAAUUUCAUAGGUUCAUUAAGAGCCCCUCCAACAUCUGGAGCUCCCCCUCCAGCCUCUGGAGCAUCUCUUCCUUCUGGCCACCUACCAUACAGUCAGUUUGGACACGGAGAUGUGCAGAAUGGGAUUCCAGCCUCAACAGCCCCGAUGCAGAGGCCACCUGCUUCUCAGCCGUUUCUGCCAGGCUCAGCACCCACACCUGUCAGCCAGACAUCUACGUUCCAGCAAUAUGGUCACCCCCCAGCCAGCGUACAGCAGCUCAGCAAUCACAUGGCAGGGAUGACAAUUGGCAGUACUACAGCAUCUGCUCCUCCCCCAGCUGGACUGGGCUAUGGUCCCCCAACAUCGGUUCCCCCAGUCUCAGGAAGCUUUAGUGCAACAGGAUCUGGUCUCUACACACCUUACACUGCGAGCCAAGGACCCCCUCCUACCAGUGUGUCUCAGGGUCUUCCUUUGGCACAGCCUCCGUAUCCUGGUCAACCAAUAUCAACUCAGCGCCUACCUACUCAAGUCCCUGGUUUUGCCCCACCUCCCUCUUCUGCAGGGAUUGGACCUUCCUCUUACCCUCCUACCACAGGUGCCCCAAGGCCACCUACCAUGCCAGGUCCACCACUGCCUGGGCAGACAGUUGCUGGACCACCAGUCUCCCAGCCCAAUCACGUAUCUUCACCACCACCUCCGUCAACUAUGUCAGGGCCACACCCUGGGCCUCCCAUGAGUGGCCUCCAUGGACCACCACCUCCUCCCACUCAUCCUCCUCAGCCAGGAUACCAAAUGCAGCAGAACGGUUCCUUUGGGCAGGUGAGAGGUCCCCAGCCAAACUAUGGAGGAGCCUAUCCAGGAACACCAAAUUAUGGAAGUCAACCUGGACCACCACCUCCACCAAAACGCUUGGAUCCAGAUUCCAUUCCUAGCCCUAUUCAAGUGAUUGAAGAUGACAGAAGUAACCGUGGGUCAGAACCAUUUGUCACUGGAGUGAGAGGGCAGGUCCCACCUCUUGUUACUACAAAUUUCUUGGUCAAGGAUCAAGGUAACGCAAGCCCCCGCUACAUAAGAUGUACAUCUUACAAUAUUCCCUGCACCUCAGAUAUGGCCAAACAGUCCCAAGUUCCCCUAGCUGCUGUCAUAAAACCACUGGCUACUCUACCCCCAGAGGAGACCCUUCCUUAUUUGGUAGACCAUGGAGAAUCUGGUCCUGUCCGAUGUAAUAGGUGCAAGGCUUACAUGUGCCCUUUUAUGCAAUUCAUUGAGGGUGGAAGGAGGUUCCAGUGUUGUUUCUGCAGCUGUGUCACGGAGGUGCCACCUCAUUACUUCCAGCAUUUGGAUCAUACCGGGAAGCGAGUAGACUUCUAUGAUCGACCUGAGUUAUCACUGGGGUCUUACGAGUUUCUAGCAACAGUUGACUAUUGCAAGAAUAACAAGUUUCCCAGUCCACCUGCUUUCAUUUUCAUGAUUGAUGUGUCUUACAAUGCUAUGAAGAGUGGCUUAGUGAGGCUAAUAUGUGAAGAAUUAAAGUCACUCCUAGAUUACCUGCCCAGGGAAGGCAACAUGGAAGAAUCAGCCAUUCGAGUAGGCUUUGUCACCUACAACAAGGUAUUACACUUCUAUAACGUGAAGAGCUCACUGGCACAGCCACAAAUGAUGGUUGUCUCAGAUGUGGCAGAUAUGUUUGUGCCACUCCUUGAUGGUUUUCUGGUGAACGUGAAUGAGUCCAGGACAGUUAUUGCCAGUUUGCUGGACCAGAUUCCAGAAAUGUUUGCAGACACAAGAGAAACAGAAACUGUUUUUGCACCUGUGAUUCAAGCAGGGUUGGAGGCGCUGAAGGCAGCUGAGUGUGCUGGCAAGCUCUUCAUUUUCCACACCUCUCUGCCUGUCGCAGAGGCCCCAGGGAAGUUAAAGAACAGGGAUGAUAAGAAACUGAUCAACACAGAUAAGGAGAAGACUUUGUUUCAACCACAGACAAGCUUUUACAAUAACUUGGCCAAGGACUGUGUGGCGCAGGGCUGCUGUGUGGAUCUGUUCCUAUUUCCAAACCAGUAUUUGGAUGUGGCAACACUAGGUGUAGUAACUUACCAGACGGGAGGCUCCAUUUAUAAGUAUGCAUAUUUCCAGCUGGAGACGGAUCAGGAUAGGUUCCUGAAUGACUUGAGAAGAGAUGUCCAGAAAGAAGUGGGAUUUGAUGCUGUAAUGAGAGUGCGCACAAGCACAGGUAUUCGAGCAACUGACUUUUUUGGAGCUUUCUAUAUGAGCAACACAACUGAUGUAGAGAUGGCAGGCUUAGACUGUGACAAGACAAUCACAGUGGAGUUCAAGCACGAUGAUAAACUGAGUGAAGACAGUGGUGCGCUCCUUCAGUGUGCUCUGUUGUAUACAAGUUGCGCAGGACAGCGACGACUCCGCAUUCACAACCUUUCCCUAAACUGUUGCACACAGCUUGCUGACCUGUAUCGAAACUGUGAGACAGACACGCUCAUUAAUUACUUGGCUAAAUAUGCAUAUCGUGGAGUUCUGAGCAGUCCAGUAAAGACUGUACGAGAUGCACUGAUCAACCAGUGUGCCCAGAUCCUAGCUUGCUAUCGAAAGAACUGUGCUAGUCCAUCUUCUGCUGGCCAGCUGAUCCUCCCUGAAUGCAUGAAGCUGCUUCCUGUGUACUUGAAUUGUGUGUUGAAGAGUGAUGUCCUUCAGCCUGGUCCGGAGGUCACAACGGAUGACCGUGCCUACAUUCGUCAGUUAGUCACAUCCAUGGAUGUGGCAGAAACAAAUGUUUUCUUUUAUCCCAGGCUUUUGCCCCUGACCAAAGCAGAUGUUGACAGCGACUCCUUGCCAGCAGCAAUCCGGAACUCAGAGGAACGUCUCUCCAAGGGUGACAUAUACCUGCUGGAGAACGGGCUGAACAUCUUUGUGUGGGUGGGAGUGAACGUGCAGCAAGGCCUGAUCCAGAACCUCUUUGGAGUGUCAUCCUUCAGUCAGAUUAGCAACGCCUUGAGUACCCUGCCUGUCUUGGAAAACCCCUUUUCAAAGAAAGUACGAUCUAUUGUUGACAUGCUUCAAGUGCAGAGAUCCCGCUACAUGAAGUUAAUAAUUGUGAAGCAAGAAGAUAAGCUGGAAAUGCUGUUCAAACACUUUCUAGUGGAGGACAAGAGCCUGAGUGGGGGGGCUUCAUAUGUGGACUUCCUGUGUCACAUGCACAAGGAGAUUCGGCAGCUACUGAGCUAGAGGAAGGAGAGGUGCUGGAACUCAGCAGUGACAUUUCAGUCUCCACUAAUGACCUGAUCAGAAGGCCCAGCGCCCUCAAAAAGGACAACAUAGAAAUCUGUACAAUUCCAUAAUUUUUAAUACACAUUGCAUAAGCAGAAAUCCUUUCAACCUCUCCUAGUCCCGUAUGAGAGAUGAAAAAUUUUCCUGGUGAGGGCU